AUGAAUGAAGAUCAAAAGUUUCUGGCAAAAUUCAAAAGUGACAAAAAGGCAGUUGAAACACGAAAUAGGACGCUUCAAAGAACUAAGCAUGAUGAAGACGAGGAAUUUUGCGAAGUUGAAAAUUCCUUGAGUUUACAUUUAAAAUCGAUCGAAAAGAAUUCCGUACUGGACGGAUUAGUUAGUGAGAUACAUGAUGUUGAGAUCAGCCUAGUACAAAUGAUGAAAGAAAUUGGAUUGAAAGACGAGUUGGAUGAGAAAAUCUGUGUGUAG
Molecule: messenger RNA, 270 nt
Organism: Acaulospora colombiana
Lineage: Eukaryota; Fungi; Glomeromycota; Glomeromycetes; Diversisporales; Acaulosporaceae
Source: the annotation of a GenBank genome assembly